AUGUUCGCCGCUAGCGCAUUUGAGAGUCCAGAAAGUGUUGAAUUUGAAGCUUUUCAAAAUCGACAAGAAAUACGAAUGACGCGUUUUGAAACGGUUCGAACACUUUACGUUUCUGGCUGUGAAGAUGACCGCAUUUCCAAUCUCCAAACAGUCCUUCUCAUGACCUUGUGGGACUGCAGUUCAGAUGAUGGACCAUCUGCAUCGAAGUAUAUCAGCAUUGCCAAGGCAAUAUUGGAGUCCAUUGAAAUGGCUCCCACGGAAUCGGAAACACGGAUGAUGAAGGAGAACCCGGCAUUUUGGAAGCGACUGCAAUGGUGCGUUUAUAUACGCGAUCGCCUUACUGCGCUUACGCUGCAGUGCCCAUACCAGAUCGACGAAUCAAAGUUCAAUGUUCCUAUGUUGAAGGCAGCAGACCUUCAAAUAGGUCCUCUGUCAACGAAGUCCUGUCUGGGAACCAAUGGAAGCCACCCAGCAAUUAGGGACCCAUCCAUGCGGGCACUGCUAUCUCAGAUUCCCAUCCACCUUGCUUUAUUUUGCAAAUGGGCCACACCAAUUCUCUCAUCGCAAAGUAUUGGAGCUCAGUCGAUACAGCAUUGGAUGUAUUUGAGGACAGGCCUAGAGGUUUUGCUGCGUGAUAGUGAGCUGAAGGAGUGGCAAAAUACCCUGCCAAAAGCUUUGAAAUGGAUUCACUCGUCACCGCUGACUGGAAUUAACAAGCACGGAGACGUUGUACUCUUCUUCCGAGCUAUGCUCAACGGACUUUACCAUUUGGCAUGUCAUGGACUACAUAAAUCUCGAGUCGACAUGGUCGACCCGGGUCUUCCCGAGCUGGCAGAUCUGUCCAAGCAGCAAAUGCGGUCUUCCAUAUCCGAAAUGACAGAGAUAUACCGAUUCUUCAGAUCAAAAAGUUUUGUCUAUGAGCUUCCUGAUGUGCAGGUAGCAAUGCUUGAGACAUGCAUCGCGUCGAAUCUAAGCGACUUCUCAUCGCCGAUUCCCUUCAUUCGCCAGUCUGCCAUUGAAGCCUUUCAGCUAUGUGCACAAGGCCUCCAACAGAUGAGCGAUACAUAUCCAUCGGCCAGCAAGGCACUUGCAACAGUAAACGCAAGAAUCAUUGCGCGAGCCGAUAAGAAUAAAAACAAGGAGUUGGAGGAUCCCCAGAUCGAGUGGCAGGGUCCACACAUUGGAAAAUACCGAGGCCAUCAUUCUCCAGUCACCGACUGGCUGGAUAAAACUGGAAUGACCACGUCGCAGCAAAUCGACCGGUUUGAUAUCACCGAGACAAGUGCCCUUUUGACAUCUCACUUUAUGAUGACUUCAUCUGAGAGAAACUUUCUCCAGGACCUUUCUUCCCCAGAAACAGCUAGUCCAGAUUCCGCUGCAGAGGUAUUCGUUAACUCACAAGAACCUAAAGAUGGGGUUUGGACGUCGAAAAGCACCUCACCAGAUUGGAAAGACUCGGUGUUGUGGUCUUUGUAUCCGGCCUAUGGCUUGGGUGGGCUCAUAGACUAG
This is a messenger RNA of Penicillium macrosclerotiorum, 1509 nucleotides long. RefSeq names its product fungal specific transcription factor domain-containing protein. The transcript has a single exon. The coding region runs from base 1 to 1509 and encodes 502 amino acids. The record is from RefSeq and is a predicted model, not a curated record. Gene Ontology annotation, biological process: DNA-templated transcription. Gene Ontology annotation, molecular function: DNA binding; zinc ion binding. Lineage: Eukaryota; Fungi; Ascomycota; Eurotiomycetes; Eurotiales; Aspergillaceae.